CCUCGGAGCUGAGGCUCGGGCUCCGCGCGGUCCCAGGCGGUCUCGCGGGCCAGUGUCUGCCUGGAGGAUCUUCCCGAGAGGAAGCGUCCGGGCCGCGGUUUGGGCUGCGCGUUCCCGUGGGCGUCUCGGACCCAGGCUGGGCGGCGAUGGCGGGGCCUCUGGGGCUGCAGCUGGAGCAGCUGUUGAACCCGAGACCGCGCGAGGCGGAUCCUGAGGCGGACCCGGAGGACGCCACUGCUGCCAGAGUGAUUGACAGGUUUGAUGAAGGGGAAGAUGGGGAAGAUGACUGCCUGGCAGUAGGUAGUAUUAGAAAACUGGCAUCGGCCUCCCUCUUGGACACAGACGAAAGGUAUUUGGGCAAGGCCACCUCUAGAAAAGCUUUGAAAGAAGAUGAUUGGGAGCAGAGUCUACCAGGUUCAUUCCACAGGGAAGUAUCUGAAGAGGAAGGAUCUGGAGAUGAAGAUUCAGAGGGACUGGGUCUGGAGGAGUCAGAAGAGGAUGACCUGAGUGCUGCUGAGGAGCAGGAGUGUGGAGAUGAUGAGGACAGCAGUCUAGCCUGGAGAAAGAGCAGAAGGCGCUCUGCAAAAACACCAGGCUUCAGUGUCCAGAGCAUCAGUGACUUUGAGAAAUUCACUGAGGGAAUGGAUGACCUGGGGAGCAGUGAGGAGGAAGAUGAAGAGGAAGAGAGUGGCAUGGAAGAAGGGGAUGCGGAGGAAGAUGUGGAGGAUGAGAGUGAAGAAGAAAGGGCUGGAGACAAGAACAGUGAAGACGACGGCGUGGUGAUGACCUUUUCCAGUGUCCAAGUUUCUGAGGAAGUGGAGAAAGGAAGGGCUGUGAAGAAUCAGAUAGCACUGUGGGAUCAGCUCCUGGAAGGAAGGAUCAAACUACAAAAAGCUCUGUUGACCACUAAUCAACUUCCUCAACCAGAUGUUUUCCCUGUUUUCAAGGAUAAAGGUGGCCCAGAAUUCGCCAGUGCCUUGAAAAAUAGUCACAAGGCACUGAAAGCAUUGUUGAGGUCACUCGUAGAGCUUCAGGAUGAGUUGCUUUUCCAGUACCCAGACACUAGAUAUCUGGUUGAUGGGACAAAGCCCAGAGCUGAAAGUGAGGAGAUUUCUAGUGAAGAUGAUGAGCUGGUAGAAGAGAAGAAGCAGAGAAGGGCCCCACCAAAGAGGAAGCUGGAGAUGGAUGACUAUCCCAGCUUCAUGGCAAAGCGCUUUGCUGACUUCACAGUCUAUAGGAACCGCACGCUUCAGAAGUGGCAUGAUAAAACCAAGCUGGGUUCUGGAAAACUGGGAAAGGGUUUUGGUGCCUUUGAACGCUCAAUCUUGACUCAGAUCGAUCAUAUUCUGAUGGACAAAGAACGAUUACUUCGAAGAACACAGACUAAGCGCUCUAUCUACCGAGUAGUUGGUAAACCUGAACCAGCAGCUCAGCCUAUUCCGGAGUGUUUGCCAGGAGAACCGGAGGUCCUUCCUCAAGUCCCUGCCAAUGCUCACCUGAAAGACUUGGAUGAAGAAAUCUUUGAUGAUGAUGACUUUUACCACCAGCUUCUUCGAGAACUCAUAGAGCGGAAGACCAGCUCCUUGGAUCCCAAUGAUCAGGUGGCCAUGGGAAGACAGUGGCUUGCAAUCCAGAAGUUACGAAGCAAAAUCCACAAGAAGGUUGAUAGGAAAGCUAGCAAAGGAAGAAAACUUAGGUUUCAUGUCCUUAGCAAGUUACUGAGCUUCAUGGCCCCUAUUGACCAGACUACAAUGAAUGAUGAUGCCAGGACAGAGUUGUAUCGAUCUCUCUUUGGCCAACUCAAUCCUCGGGACCAGGGCCACGAGGACUGACCUCGCCAUGCUCCCCACGCAGCCCGAGGCAGGGAGUUCAGCGCCCAGAGUACCUUGGCCGGUUCAGCUGCUCAUCCAGAUGCAGAAACCCAUUGACUUCCUGGGGAGGCGUUAUCAGGAAAUUGCCUGGGAAGGUGCUGGAUUCAGAGUGUGCCUAGUACGCACCACCACCACCGGGUCCUUAACCACCACUAAUAAAGAGCGCUAUCACUGCCGCCUCCUGUGGGUGGAGGAGGAGUCAGUGGAGGGAGAGCUCUAGCAGGUGGCACGCUUGUUGGGAGGGUUUUCCUUGUUUUCUAGUCAGAUAGCCUCAUAUGAUGUAGAACUGUAUUUUCUUUAUCCACUCACCCGCUGUGGUGAACAAUGCUGUCAUGAACGUGGAACAGUUCUUCUGUGUAUCGAUUAGAGUUCCUUUGGAUGUAUUCUCAGAAGAGUGUUUGCUGGACUGUGUGUGGGUUCUCUUACUGGUUUUCAAGGAACCGCCACACUAUUUUCUGUGAGGGCUUUGCUAGUUCCCAUUCCCACCAACCGUGGAAAUGGGCUCCUUUUUCUCUGCAUCAUUGCCAACACUUACCUUUCAUCUUUUUAAUAACAACCAGUCGAACAAGU
Molecule: messenger RNA, 2441 nt
Organism: Tupaia belangeri chinensis (Chinese tree shrew)
Lineage: Eukaryota; Metazoa; Chordata; Mammalia; Scandentia; Tupaiidae
Gene: AATF
Product: apoptosis antagonizing transcription factor
Exons: 12
Coding region: 147-1832 (561 amino acids)
Biological process (GO): regulation of transcription by RNA polymerase II
Cellular component (GO): nucleus; nucleolus
Source: RefSeq, a predicted model, not a curated record